CCUCAUGCAAAAGAUGAGUGAUGUUAAAGAAGCGCUACUGCACCGAAGACCUGGCGGCAACUGGACCCGGUUAGGUCUCCUUGUGAACUGCUGCAGAACUACAAGUCCCAGAAUGCCUUUCACAAACACAGUACACCGACAUCUGAAGAGUUCACACAUGCUCGGUGUGGUGGCUGGAACCUGUUUUCUAUAGGUUCCUGACUAGGUUAAAUAAGGUGGAGCAAAUGGCCCCACCCCAAAAGCGAGCUCCAGGAUUGGAGUUUGAGCCUAGCCCCAGGGUAGAGCCGGAAUUUACCUUUGUACUUCACCUAGUCAGGCUUAGUAGUGACUGGCUGGGUGGGGCUAGAGCUGGCUGCCAUCCGGACACAUCUCAGAGCUGCAAGCAGGUUUGAAUCCAGGAUCUCUGCCACCCCGCUGUCUCCCUCCUUUCUCCAUAUUUGCUCUUUUCCCCUCGGGACCUUCUCACAGGUUAUUAGGCUUCACAUUUCUGCCGAGGACCCCUGCAUUUGUCUUAAGAAUUCUACUACCCAACUAUAGAGUAAAGGUCCACUAUGACACUCCCUGUGUACACCUAGCACUGUCUCCUGUAGACAGUUGUUGGGAAGGAUGGACCCCAGAGCAUCACCUGAGGACAGGGCUGAGGUGGGAGGAUGGUGUCAGUCAGCAAAUAGGCCUUACUGGCUGCCCUGCCUUCUGUAGGUCCUGCUGGACAGCCACCAUGACCUCUCAGCCUCCCGGGCUGGCAGAAGAGUCUGGCCCAAGUCUUGGGGAGUCUGAACUGGCUUUGAACCCCUUUGAUGGACUCCCCUACUCUUCCCGCUACUACAAGCUGCUUGAGCAGCGCCGAGCCUUACCCAUCUGGGCUGCUCGAUUUAUCUUCUUGGAGCAGUUGGAGAGUAGCCCCAGUGGAGUGGUGCUGGUGUGUGGGGAGCCUGGCUCUGGCAAGAGCACACAGAUCCCUCAGUGGUGUGCAGAAUUUGCCUUGGCCAGGGGGUUCCAGAAGGGCCAGGUUACUGUCACUCAGCCAUCCCCUCAGGCCGCCCUAAGCCUGGCUCUGCGGGUUGCUGAUGAGAUGGACCUGACCCUGGGUCAUGAGGUUGGAUACAGCAUCCCCCAGGAAGACUGCACAGGACCCGACACCCUGCUCAGGUUCUGCUGGGACAGGCUGCUUCUGCAGGAGGUGGCCUCAACCCGGGGCACUGGAUCCUGGGGAGUGCUGGUGCUGGAUGAGGUUCAGGAGCGGUCGGUAGCCUCAGAUUCACUCCAGGGGCUACUGCGAGAUACCAGCUUGGGUGACCUUCCAGGGGACCCCAAAGUGGUUGUGGUUACUGACCAAGCCUUUGAACCUAAGCUCCGAGCCUUCUGGGACAACCCUCCUGUUGUGCAUGUUCCCAGAGAGCCUGGUGAGAGUCCCAUUCCUGUCUACAGGGACACUGUCCCUACUAAUCGGGCAGAAGCUGCCUGCCAAGCUGUGCUUGAGUUGUGCCAGAAGGAGGAUCCCGGAGACGUGCUAGUGUACCUGCCCAGUGAGGAGGAGAUUUCCCUGUGCUGUGAAUCCCUGUCCAGGGAGGCGGGGCUCCUGGCUCUCCAAGGCCCUCCACCACGAGUGCUGCCCCUUCACCCAGGCUGUGGCCAGGCCAUUCAGGCCGUGUACGAGGACACAGACACAGGUGCCCGAAAGGUCGUGGUCACUCACUGGCUAGCUGACUUCUCCUUCUCUCUGCCUUCCAUCCGACAUGUCAUUGACUCAGGAAUGGAGCUCCGAAGUGUUUACAAUCCUCGGAUCCGAGCAGAAUCCCAAGUGUUGAGGCCAGUCAGCAAGUGUCAGGCAGAGGCAAGACGCCUGCGGGUGAGAGGGUUCCCACCAGGUAAGAGCCCUUGCCCUCACCAAGACGGAGCACGAGAAGAGCUGCCGUCAUGCCAGCCCUGGGAGUUCUACAGUGGUCUUCUUUCCCAGGUCUUUCUCCCCUCAGGAUCCUGCCUCCGCCUGUAUCCCAAGUCCUUCCUAGAACUAGAGGCUCCCCUGCUGCCCCCACCCAGGGUAUGGGAGGAGAAUCUGAGCCCCCUGGUGUUACUGCUAAAGAGGAAACAGAUUGCAGAGCCAGGGGAGUGUCACUUCCUGGACCUGCCUGCUCCAGAAGCACUGAUGCAGGCCCUGGAAGACUUAGACUAUUUGGCGGCCCUGGAUGACGACGGGGACCUGUCAGACCUGGGAAUCAUCCUGUCAGAGUUCCCCCUGGCCCCGGAGCUGGCCAAAGCCCUGCUGGCCUCGUGCGAGUUCAACUGUGUGGAUGAGAUGCUCACCCUCGCCGCUAUGCUCACUGCUGCUCCCGGGUUUACCCGUCCUCCCCUCUGUGCAAAAGAAGCUGCCCUGCGUCGGGCCCUGGAACACGCAGACGGUGACCACAGCUCUCUGAUCCAGGUGUACGAAGCCUUCAUACAAAAUGGAGCAGAUGAGACUUGGUGCCAGGCUCGGGGUCUAAACUGGGCAGCAUUGUGCCAAGCCCGUAAACUCCGGGAAGAGCUCCUAGAACUCAUGCAGCGAAUUGAACUUCCCUUGUCCCAACCAGCCUUCGGCUCUGAGCAGAAUCGCAGAGACCUUCAGAAAGCACUGGUGUCAGGAUACUUCCUCAAGGUGGCCCGAGACACAGACGGGACUGGAAACUACCUGCUUCUCACCCAUAAACACGUGGCCCAGCUCUCUUCAAACUGCUGCUACCGGACCCGCCGGGCUCCUGCCAGGCCCCCACCAUGGGUGCUUUACCACAGCUUCUCCAUAUCCAAAGACAACUGUCUUUCCAUUGUUUCUGAGAUUCAGCCACAGAUGCUGGUAGAGUUGGCCCCUCCAUACUUCCUGAGUAACCUGCCCCCCAGUGAGAGCAGAGACCUCCUGAACCAGCUGAGAGAAGAAAUGGCAGAGUCUUCCACAGGGAGUGAAUCCUCCUCAGCCCAGGAGUUUGGAGAUGCCUGUGUUCUGCAGUGAUCUGUCUGCUGAGGAAUGGAACUGAGCUCCUCUGUUGCAUUAGAUCCUCCCUCAGGCUAGUACCAAGGCGGGCAGCCAGAUCUAGAAGCCCAAAGUUUAGGGCCAAAUGUAGACCCUAGUGCCUGAAUCCCAAGAAAUGAUGGACUCGGCGUGGAGAGAGUAGGGGAAGUCACAGUCUCCUUAGGGUAGGACCCUCUCCUUAACCUUCUCUGUUUAUUGGAGAGGGACCGACAUGCUGCCUGUUCCUCCAACUUAUGUCAAACCCACUCUUGUACUCUCUUUUGGUUUAUAAAAGAUUUUUCUAUGAUA
Tupaia belangeri chinensis (Chinese tree shrew) is the source of this 3292-nucleotide messenger RNA. RefSeq names its product DEAQ-box RNA dependent ATPase 1 (gene DQX1). The transcript is spliced from 10 exons. Gene Ontology annotation, molecular function: RNA binding; helicase activity. The record is from RefSeq and is a predicted model, not a curated record. Gene Ontology annotation, cellular component: intracellular anatomical structure; spliceosomal complex. NCBI's taxonomy places the organism in Eukaryota, Metazoa, Chordata, Mammalia, Scandentia, Tupaiidae. Bases 719 to 2983 code for a protein of 754 amino acids.